This is a messenger RNA of Lichtheimia ornata, 1959 nucleotides long. RefSeq lists its product as uncharacterized. The record is from RefSeq and is a predicted model, not a curated record. Lineage: Eukaryota; Fungi; Mucoromycota; Mucoromycetes; Mucorales; Lichtheimiaceae. Gene Ontology annotation, biological process: phosphatidylinositol dephosphorylation. The coding region runs from base 1 to 1959 and encodes 652 amino acids. Gene Ontology annotation, cellular component: endoplasmic reticulum. Gene Ontology annotation, molecular function: phosphatidylinositol-4-phosphate phosphatase activity. The transcript is spliced from 9 exons.
AUGACGCUUGGGCAAUUACGACUUGCUAUCACUAAAGACUCAUAUAUAUUUCGAACGCUCGGUGGACAUGUUGAAGGGCAGGAUAACACAAAGUCAAAGAUCUUGACAGUGGAUCGGGUCUCGGGUGAAAUGCAAGUAUAUGCACCAGCGACCAAACACGCUCAUAUACUGCAAGAGAUGGAUGUAUAUAGUAUCAUGGGCUUCAUUCGUCUUCAUGCAGGCGAGUACAUGAUUGUCACUCUUGGGCGUGAAUGUGCAGGCGUAUUCAACGGCCAUGAAAUCUUUCGUGCAACGACGUUUCAAAUACUACCAUUGCCACGCGACUUGUCCCACUUGACGAAUAGCCAACUCAGCGACGAGCAGCAGUACAUACACCUGCUACAAGAUCAUCUAAAGCAAAACUCCUUUUACUUUUCUUACACAUAUGAUUUGACACGGUCACUCCAACAGCAGAAAGAAGGUGAUGAAAACAGGGGUCCUAUGUGGAUGCAUGCCGAUCCUCGUUUCUUUUGGAACCGCUAUCUCGUAGAAAAAUUGACAACUCUGGACCGUGAUUUAAGCCAAUUUAUUUUUCCAAUCAUACAAGGCUUUGUCCAUGUCAGGAAGAUGACAGUUCAAGGCUGUCUUGUCGAAUUUGCACUCAUCAGUCGGCGGAGCAGAGAGCAUGCUGGUACACGCUACUUCUCACGAGGUCUCAACAGCAAUGGUCAUGCCAGCAACUUUGUUGAAACCGAACAGCUAAUAUCAUGUCAACCAAAUCAAGUCACUGGCACGGUGCACAUGUCCUAUGUUCAGACACGUGGGUCACUUCCUGCUAUAUGGGGUCAAAUUCCGAACAUCCGCUAUGUACCUCGCUUGUGGUUUAACUCAAAUGUUGAUGAUAACCAAGUAUUGGAUGUAUCUCGUGCGCAUUUCAAUGAACAAUUUCGGAUAUAUGGCCCACAAUUAUUACUCAACUUGGUCAAUAAGGCUGGAUACGAGUAUCCAAUGGGUCAACUUUAUGCGCGAAUAAUUGAUCGACUGGAUGACUCUCGCCUUCAAUAUGUACAUUUCGAUUUUCAUCGUGAAUGCCGUGGAAUGAAAUGGGAUCGUGUACAAUCGUUGAUAGAUGAGCUUGAACCUGAACUCCAUCGACAAGGUUUUUUUUGCGAUACUGCGAAAGAUCGUACGCUUUGUUGUCGGCAAACUUCUGUCGUUCGCUCCAACUGCAUGGAUUGCUUAGACCGUACCAAUGUGGUACAAAGCACGCUAGCACGGUGGAACAUCAAUCAGCAGUUGCAUUAUGUUGGAAUCCUUUCACCGGCUGACACCAUUGAAAGAAAUGCACAAUUUAUGGACAUGUUCAAUAAUGCAUGGGCUGAUAAUGCAGACCAUCUCAGCAUUGCUUAUUCUGGAACAGGAGCGCUUAAAACAGAUUACACUCGGACUGGACGACGUACCUUUGCAGGAGCAAUGAAUGACUUGAACAACUCGUUAAUUCGUUACGUAAAGAACAACUUUAUGGAUGGCUCACGCCAAGAUGGGAUCGACUUGUUUCUGGGCUUGUACACAGUAGAGGCUGGUCCGUGCGCUAGUCCAUUUGAGUUCCAGGUUGCUUGGCCCUUGCGAGUUGUUCCUGUAGUUCUGGUGCUAUCGCUUGUGCUCUUUUUUGUCAUUUUAUUCUUCCCUUCUCUAUUGCUACUUGAUUCCGCUGCUUCAACUACUUCCAAUACCUUCAUAUUGCUACUUUCCUUUUUCUUUACGGUGGUGGUGUUCUGUUGGCGCUACAUGCUGCGGCAUGGCAUGCGAUUCAUCAACUGGCCACGGUUAAGGCCGAUUCUGCCUGCAGGAAUUCCUUUGGGUGACGAAGUAUCAACAUUUACGCGUGAUACAAGUGCCAUCAGUGGAAGAACCAAUAGUAUGAUCCUGGAUGAUACUGAGCAAGGUCAUGAACUUCCGACAUGGAAAAAGAUUACGUAG